Molecule: messenger RNA, 1076 nt
Organism: Gavialis gangeticus (Gharial)
Lineage: Eukaryota; Metazoa; Chordata; Crocodylia; Gavialidae
Gene: AIMP1
Product: aminoacyl tRNA synthetase complex interacting multifunctional protein 1
Exons: 6
Coding region: 64-996 (310 amino acids)
Molecular function (GO): tRNA binding
Source: RefSeq, a predicted model, not a curated record
GAAAAUGUUCAUGUUAUCUUUUUCCCCUAUUUGUUUAGGUUUUUAGUCCGUUCCUUGCUAAAGAUGGCAGCCAACAAUGCUGUGUUGAACAGACUGGAGCAAAAGGGCGCAGAGGCAGACCAGGUCAUUGAAUACCUGAAACAGCAAGUUGCUCUUCUAAAGGAGAAAGCUAUCUUGCAGGCAUCUCUCCGAGAAGAGAAGAAACUUCGCGUCGAAAAUGCAAAACUGAAGAAGGAAAUUGAAGGGCUGAAACAGGAGUUGAUUGAGGCAGAAAUUCGAAAUGGAGUGAAACAAAUCGCACCUCUACCCAGCGGAACCAUUUCUACAGCUUUGUUUUCGGAAGACUUGCCACAGCCCACACCUCUCACAGCCUCUCCUUCUGAUCCCAAAGAUCAAGUUAAAGGUGGAGAAGAAGAAAAGAAAAAGAAGGACAAGGCAGGAAAAAAAGGGGAGAAGAAGGAAAAGAAGCAUCCUCCAGCAGCUGGGGGUGAUGACUCUAAACCUAUAGAUGUUUCUUGUCUGGACCUGCGCGUUGGUUGCAUUAUUACUGCAAAAAAGCAUCCUGAUGCAGAUUCUCUUUAUGUCGAGGAGGUAGAUGUUGGAGAAGCGAGCCCAAGAACUGUUGUCAGUGGCUUGGUGAAGCAUGUACCUUUGGAACAGAUGCAGAACCGGAUGGCAGUAUUACUCUGUAACUUGAAGCCUGCGAAAAUGAGGGGAGUGAUAUCUCAAGCAAUGGUGAUGUGUGCCAGCUCACCAGAUAAAGUGGAAAUCCUUGCUCCCCCCAGUGGGUCUGUCCCUGGAGAAAGAAUCACAUUUCAAGGUUUUCCUGGAGAGCCUGAAAAGGAACUUAAUCCCAAGAAAAAGAUCUGGGAGCAGAUUCAACCUGACCUUCAUACUAAUGAUCAAUACAUUGCUACAUACAAAGGAGUUCCAUUUGAAGUGAAGGGGAAAGGGGUCUGUAGGGCUCAGACCAUGGCCAACAGUGGAAUCAAAUAAAUAAAGCCAAUUGCUGAAACCUUUUCAGUGGUUUGAAGGAAAGCUAUGUGAACACAAUAAAAAUGUGAAUAUAUUCCCUG